CUGAGCAGAGGUAAAAAUAGGGUUUCCUUAAACUUUCUCUCAUUUCUGUGUGUGUUUUUUUCUCUCUACGCGACGGCCGACGGCGACAGUCUCCUUCUGAUCCUCGUCUCUCUCUCUCUCACUUUGUGCCUCCUCGUCCGGGAUAAGUAAUCGAAGAUGAUGACUGAUCUGUUUUUACAAUCUGCUAGAAGAACUGCUGGCCUCUGUCAUCCUGAUUGCGAACGAGCAAACAUGGAGCGAGAAGAUUACGAUGAAUCUGAACAUGCAGCUAUGGUAGCGGUGAAUCUGAUUAGCUCUGCACGGGUUAUCCUCAAGCUCGACUCUGCGUAUACUGAGUACUCAGCUCAGUAUUUGGUGGAUAACGCUGGCAAGGAGGACGUGCAGGGAGAAAGCUUCACUAUCGAAAAUGUCCUUCGGUACAUGGAAGAACAUGUUCAGACCAAGAUGGAGGAUAGGCAGAGAGAAAUUGAUCAAGAAAGCCGUCAGCUCACUGUCAAAGACUGCCUUGAAUGUGCUUUCAAAAAUGGGUUGCCGAGAAGAGAACUUUGGGGUCAUUUGGGAUGCUCGUUCAAGGCUCCUCCAUUUGCUUGUCACAUACCUCGUGUUCCCAUGAAAGGAGAAGUGAUUGAGGCUGAGAAUCUGGAUGCAGCAGUGAAGCUGUUGAUGAAACAACCAGUGGGAGCGAGACUGCAUCUGUUCAGUCCUGAGAUUGAUCGUGUUGGAGAGAAGGGACUUUAUGAAGGCCCUUCAGGUGAUGGAACACGAUAUGUUGGGCUUAGAGAUGUGAUGAUAGUUGCUGUGGAGAGGAUCGAGGGAAGCCUUGUUGUGACUGUGAAGCUAUGCUACAAGAAGAAGACUUCGUUUGUCAAAGUGUCUGCGAGACUUGUGCUUCUCCCGCUUAAUGGUGAUGACGAGUCUCAGGUCAAAGAGCCAACAUGUCUGCUUGUUGACUUCUGUGCCCCGCGCUUAUCUAUCAACUAAAACAAGCGAUGAGAUCUUGGUAAGUGAUCUGGACAACUUUAUGCUAGUUAUGGAACUUGUUCGUUGGUUCUAAUAUUAAGAAUGUUUUUAUCAGACUUAUUUUCUGUUUAAGAAGUUAAGUACCUUGAAAACCCUAUGUUUGUUGUGGAACUCAGUUUGUUUGUCUGAAAUUAAGAUUUUCUUAUGAGACUUUCAUCGGU
Molecule: messenger RNA, 1181 nt
Organism: Camelina sativa (false flax)
Lineage: Eukaryota; Viridiplantae; Streptophyta; Magnoliopsida; Brassicales; Brassicaceae
Product: protein HEAT-INDUCED TAS1 TARGET 1
Source: RefSeq, a predicted model, not a curated record